Molecule: messenger RNA, 5248 nt
Organism: Nothobranchius furzeri (turquoise killifish)
Lineage: Eukaryota; Metazoa; Chordata; Actinopteri; Cyprinodontiformes; Nothobranchiidae
Gene: bnc1
Product: basonuclin zinc finger protein 1
Biological process (GO): regulation of transcription by RNA polymerase I
Cellular component (GO): nucleus
Source: RefSeq, a predicted model, not a curated record
GCCUCUCCUGGUCCUGGGCACACACACACACACACACACACACACACACACCCGUUGCAUCAACCCUGCGCUGCCACCAAACCGCUUGUAAGGAUUUGUCAGCCAGAUGUGACAAGACUGUGAGGAGGCACGUAGGAGCAGAGGGAGAUGUGAUGUUAAUCAGAGCAGAGCUGGUUCCCCUCAUUUGCUGCCUCUCCGAGUUCCUAACGGGAAGCAGUCGACACCAGAGAGCCGUCCAAACUUUGGCUUGUCCUCGUGUCUCCACACUCAGCCCACCACCUAGCCUUUUACGGACCAGACCCUUCAUGGCUCCUCAGGCUAUCUGCUGCACACUGGUGAACUGUAACUGUGACAGCUUCAAGCCCGGGAAGCUGAAGAGGCGGCAAUGUGAGACCUGCAAGCAUGGCUGGGUGUCCCACGCCCUGAGUAAGCUGAAGGUGCACCACAAGUUCCAGAGCAGCCAGGUGGAAAUCGUGCAUUCCAAUGUAGUCUUCGACAUCUGCAGCCUGAUGCUCUAUGGCACCCAAGCCAUCCCGGUCCGCCUCAAGAUCCUCCUGGACCGCCUUUUCUCUGUCCUGAAGCAGGAGGAGGUGAUCCAGAUUCUCAGUGCUUUGGACUGGACGCUGCAGGACUACAUACGAGGAUAUGUGCUCCAGGAUGUUGCGGGGAAGGUGCUGGACCGCUGGGCUAUCAUGACCUUUGAGGAGGAGAUUGCUACGCUGCAGCAGUUCCUGCGUUUCGGUGAAACCAAAUCCAUAGUGGAGCUUAUGGCUCUACAGGACAAGGAGGGCCAGGUGGUGCUGGUUCCCAACACCCUCACCAACUCAGACAUCCGAAACUUCAUUGAGCGUAACACACCUCGCUCGGCUGCCAACCUCUGUACAUCCAAAGCUGAAAACAUGAGCGGCGGUAGCAUGCACCACUUUGAGAACUUCAUCAACAGCAUGGCCUUUAUGCUUCCAUUUCAGCUGUUGGGCUCUGCGCCUGCUCCGUUUCUAGGAUCACCGCUGCAACAGCAACACCAGCCAUGUGGUGUCUCACUGGAGCAGCAGGGUCAGAGGAGGGACGAUCAAGGAAGAGACAACGCCUUCCCUCUUUUACAUCCUUCACUAAACAGCUUUGUAGGUUCCAGCUCCAUCCCAUGCUCUACCGAUUUAGAUCACAGUGGAGGAAAUCCAGUAGACAGCCUCUCCACCACUGCAAAGAUUGAGGCUGAAGAUUUCUCUAUCAGUGACAAUUAUUCAGAUAGAUCCUCCACACCUUGUACUCCAUCACUGAACUCGGAUGUCCCACAAAUGUCCCCUGAUGGAAAGCUGCACUCUCUGGACAGGAGUGGAAGCAGCAGUGGAAGCGUCUCUGGGGGUGCAGGCUCUCUGAAAAAGGGACGUGUGUUUUGCAGUGCUUGUGAGAAGACAUUUUAUGAUAAAGGCACACUAAAAAUCCACUAUAAUGCAGUGCACCUAAAAAUUAAGCAUAAGUGUACCAUUGAGGGCUGCAACAUGGUGUUCAGCUCACUGCGAAGUCGCAAUCGUCACAGUGCCAACCCAAAUCCACGGUUGCACAUGCCCAUGAACCGCAACAAUCGAGACAAAGACCUGAGAAGCAGCCUGUCUGCUGAUGAGAGUUCCCAGGGUGAGAAGAAGACUGAAUACGGCAAUCCAAUUUCCAUUUGCUCCGCAGAAAGUCAGAGGCCAGUGUCCAGCUAUGUGGUGAGCCAUGUCGACAGUGGACCUAAGCUCCACGGCAGCUCAUUCCCCAGCUCUGGCCAGAGUGGAGUCCUCUUCUCUAACCUAAAGACGGUACAACCAGUCCUGCCUUUCUACCGAAGCCUGGUUACACCGGCAGAACUUGCCAACACCCCAGGCACACUACCAUCUCUUCCAAUUUUGUCUUCUUCUGUACCCAUUAAAGCCAUCGCCGAACCCAAAUCCUGCGUGACAGAUCUCAUACCAAAGAAGAAGUCUCGUAAAUCAAGUAUGCCAAUAAAGAUAGAGAAAGACACGAUAGCUCACGCUGACCAGAUAGAAAAGACAAGCAGUUCAGAGGAGGAGCUUCCUUUUCAGGCCAGCGACAUGAACUAUGAAAGUAGCCAAGCUGUGGAGCACAGGUGUACAAGACAACCUGGGCAACAGAAGGACGCAAGAGACGCUUAUGUUGGCAAAGAAAAGGAAGGCGAGGGUAUCAAAAAUUCAAUAAACCACACAUUUGACCGACACUUAGCAGACAAUGAACAAAAAAAAGAAGAAGGGUCGAGACCAGCUAAAACCGUGGUCAUCGACCGUACGUCCUCACCAUCAGAAAACAGCCCACUGGACAAGCAGAACAACAGCUCACUUUGUCAGGAACCCAGUGACAGUGAAGACAGGGAAACCAGGGAACACACACACUCCUUGAACUUGUGUGACAAGAGGUCAGAGGUGACAACGAAUGAAGGCGGAUACAAGGUAACUAAUGGAGGAUCCCCCCAGCCUACCGAGAGGGGAGGACUCGAUGAUUCAGGGUUGUCUCACUUUGACUCAAACCUUUCACCCCCCUGUGAGGUCUGCAGUAAGCCCUUUAAAAACCCCUUCAGCAUCAGGAUGCACUACCAAGACGUACACUUGAAGGAGAUGCACAUGUGCACAGUAGACGGAUGCAACGCCACAUUUCCAUCCCGCCGAAGCCGAGACAGACACAGUGCAAAUCCAAACCUGCACCGCGAGCUGCUGAUGAAAGACUCCCUCAUCCCAAUCACCACUCUCUGCUCACCUUCUUCUCACUGUACAGACAUGGACUCUGUAAGUCAGGACAACUGCCAUGACCAGCAGAACACAGAUCUCCCUCAUCGAGACCAGACUAGUCAGACCUCAGUCAUCUUCAGAGGACACAACCGCAUGGGACUGGUCUUUCCCAUGAGCAAAGUGCCUGCUCCUGCAAGUGGUGAUGAGGUGUCUCCGCUAGCAGAGGCAAACGGCUUGGGGGGAGGAGAACGUAGUGUAAAUGGCAAUAAUGGGAGAGUUCUGGACCUAAGUACUGCCACAUCGACCCCAUCUUGUGGAAGCAGCUGUGCCGAAUUCUCGUGGAACUCUGAUGGAGCCGGCAGUGAGGAAGGGGAGACCAGUAAAGAGGUUGAGGAGGUUCUCCCUAUAGAGGACAGUGAUGAAAGCUGUGAUGAAACUGGUGUGGGGAGGCCAUUUCGAGACGGAAACCUGGGCAGUAGUGAAAGUGGACACCGUGGGCUUCACGGACUUGGAGUUGGGUCUUCAAUUACAUGUCAUGUUUGCCAAAAGGUGUACAGCAACAAAGGAACAUUCAGAGCUCAUUACAAGACUGUCCAUCUACGACUGCUUCACAAGUGUAAAGUCCCUGGCUGUGACACUUCCUUUUCCUCUGUACGAAGCAGGAACCGGCACAGUCAGAACCCAAAUCUUCACCGCAACAUGUCUGCUAACUCAGGUACCGCAGUGGACCAGGAGUAAAGGCAGUGUGCUGGAGGCUAAACCAAUCACAGCUUUUAACCCUCUCAUAAGUGUUGAUAAAAGGACGAACAACUAAGUCCUUCAGGGGAACUUCUGAGUUACAACGUGCUCAUGAAGUACGCACGUGGAGUAACCAGGUCGGUGGGGUUUAACGUUGCACAUCUGCAACACCUGCCUCCAGAGGGUUGAGUAAAAUUAUGCCCCAAUUUUGAAAUGUUGCAAAAUAAAUGAGCAAAAAAAAAAAAAAACCUACAUGGAUGUAUGUUGUGCAGGGAAGAUCUGCUGCCAUGUGAUGAAUUAGAUGGGCACCCGUCUCCGAGUGUUCACGUAUGCGUUACAAUCAUGUAAAAUAGCUGAGAAGGCAAUCAAAUCUUGUGAAGCACUGGCAGUCGUGUGGUUCUGGGUUCUCGUUUUGUAACCGUCUGAGUCAUUCUUCCACCUUAAACCUUUGAGUCCCCGUGAGGUAAAUUAGAAAACGUUAUUAUGCAAAUGAUUUUAUUUGCAAAGGAUUAGAGAAAAGCAGUGUGUGAAGUGACUUCUACACGAGUCAUUUCACACACUGGAGUUCAUUAAGGCCUAGUCCACACGUAGCCGGGGUUUUUAAAAACGAAUAUCCGCCCCUCCAAAAACUUGCAUCCACACCACCACGUUUUAAAAGAAAACUCUGUCCACACGUACCCGGAUAAAUACGUUGUUAAGGACAUGCCAGACCUGUAGGCGGCAGUACUUCCCCCGUUCUUAACCUCGUCCUUCGUCUGUGGUCUUCCGCAAGGAUCAGUAAUUCCUCUUGCAAACACAAACAAGCAGAAAGCGCUUGGACAAUUGAUAAAGCGAGCGCAGCUCUGAGGGCAUCCAUGCUGUCGGCUAGUGUACACACAGGUCGCACACGUGAUGUCAGCAUUUUUUGUCGCGGAAAGUGACGUUGCGGACCUUAAAACUCCGGUUUUGUCCGUCCACACGCAGACACCCAAAACGGAGAAAACGCAGAUCUUCACUUUGGCCGGAGUUUUUAAAAAGAUCCGUUUUCGUGUGGAUGACAGGCCAAAACGUAGAACAAUAUCUACGUUUUGGCAGAUCCCCGGCUACGUGUGGACAGGGCCUGAGACUCUCAAAAGACGGAGGUGUUGUGAGGUCCACCCGGAAGUUAUGUCUUUGUUCUUCUGACCAUUACGUACGCGACCAAAGACCUUUCUGUUUACUGUGUAGCAGGUGUUUCAUUUGGUUGGACAUGUGCAGUAUUUUGUUCACUUUAGCGUUUAGGUUGUGAUUAACGGUGCUAAAAAAGUCGACUUUCAAAUCUAGAAAAGUUUGUUAAUUUAUUUGAAGAGGAGGAAAAAAGGUCUAAAGGAAGACGGACUGUGUAAGAAUGAGCGACUGUGUGUUGUUGUGAGCAGAAAUCAGCCGACUGGAGACUAGAGGUGGACCUGUGGAUGAGUCAAACACUGCUACGAGUCAGGAAACGAGUCGUGUGUGAGCACUGUCAACGUUUGUAAAAUCUCUCAGUAACACAAACGCCACACGUACACAUCUGUCUUUGACCUUCCAUGAACUGUUUUUGUGUUGUUGUGUGUUUCAUUCAAAAACACUGUGCUGUGUAUUUUUGAUGAGUUUAUUGUUGUUUACUGUUUUAUGUAUUUAAUUCCAGUGUGUCACAUUAGGAUCUCGGUUUUCCUUAUUCGGAUUUUGUUUAAAAAACAGAAAUAAUUAAUCACCAGUGCUGAUAAGUUAUGAUGUUUGUUCUGAUUUAAUGUGACGAGUGAUAAAAAAUAAAAGACAUGUUUUCAAAUCCA